AUGCCAGCCCAAAUUUCAUUUGAUAAGGUAAAAGACCAUUCCCAUGCCAUUUCUUUUGCUAAUAAUUUAAAAAUUGCCCUUGCCAUCGAAUAUGCAACCAAGGAUUUGAAAUUAACCAUCAACGACGAUUCGAACAUCGCCCAAUUAGUUGUUUCUGACUCUUAUCAACUAUUCAACCCAAAUGCUAUCUUAAGAUAUGCUCUUAAUGAUUUUACUGACCAAGAAUCAGAAGCUAACCAAUUUGCUGUAACCAUUGUAGAAAAGGCAUUGAUCUCUUCUGAAACUUCAUCCAAAGAAGUCGUUACCAAGACUUUAGAACAAUAUUUACCAUACCCCAUUGAAGAGCCAGUUUCAGCAACCAAAUUAAUACUACUAGCAGACAUUCUUGCUUUGGAUCCAACAACUGUGAAAUCAAAAUUUACCGCUUUACCUGAAAAAAUCUUAAAGGCCAUUAUUGAAGCUGAAAAAGCUACUCCUCGUUCUCCAUCUAUGUUCAAAAAUACGGGUGCCGUUAACGUUGAACAAAAUUUCAAAGUGAAACAACAAGCACAAGAAAUUGUACCAGAGAAGGGUGAAAGAAAUAUCUUAAUCACCUCUGCAUUACCAUAUGUUAACAACGUUCCUCAUUUAGGUAAUAUCGUUGGUAGUGUCUUAUCGGCUGAUAUCUUUGCUCGUUAUUGUAAAACGAGAAAUUACAAUACUUUAUUUGUUUGUGGUACUGAUGAAUAUGGUACUGCUACUGAAACUAAAGCUUUGGAAGAAGGUUGUACUCCACGUGAAUUAUGUGAUAAGUACCAUAAAAUUCAUAGUGAUGUCUACAAAUGGUUCCAAAUUGGAUUCGAUUAUUUCGGUAGAACAACUACAGAGCAACAAACUGAAAUUGCUCAAGAUAUCUUCAAAAAAUUAGAUAAAAAUGGUUAUCUAGAAGAACAAUCUAUGAAACAAUUGUAUUGUCCUGUCCAUAAUUCCUACUUGGCUGAUAGAUACGUCGAAGGGGAAUGUCCAAAAUGUCAUUAUGAAGACGCAAGAGGUGAUCAAUGUGAUAAGUGUGGUGGUUUGUUAGAUCCUUUUGAAUUAAUUAACCCUCGUUGUAAAUUAGAUAACGCUACACCAAUUCCAAAAUUCUCAGAUCAUAUCUUUUUAUCAUUAGAUAAAUUAGAACCAAGCAUUGCCAAAUGGGUUGAAAAAUCUUCUGAAGAAGGACAAUGGUCAAAGAACUCUAAGACCAUUACCAAUUCUUGGUUAAAGGAUGGUUUGAAACCUCGUUGUAUCACGAGAGAUUUAGUUUGGGGUACACCAGUUCCAUUAGAAAAAUAUAAAGAUAAGGUUCUUUACGUUUGGUUCGAUGCCACUAUUGGUUACGUAUCUAUUACUGCUAACUACACUAAAAAAUGGGAACAAUGGUGGAAAGAUCCAGAAAAUGUUAAAUUAUACCAAUUUAUGGGUAAAGAUAAUGUUCCUUUCCAUACAGUCGUUUUCCCAGGUUCUCAACUAGGUACUGGUGACGAAUGGACUAUGUUACAUCAUUUGAAUACUACAGAAUACUUACAAUACGAAGGUGGUAAAUUCUCCAAGAGUAGAGGCGUUGGUGUCUUUGGUAAUAACGCUCAAGAUUCAGGUGUUUCUCCAAGUGUCUGGAGAUAUUAUUUGGCAUCUGUUAGACCUGAAUCAAGUGAUUCUCAUUUCUCAUGGGAUGAUUUUGUUGCAAGAAACAAUUCUGAACUGUUGGCUAACUUAGGUAAUUUUGUUAACAGAUUAAUCAAAUUCGUUAACGCUAAGUAUAACGGUGUUGUUCCAAAAUAUGAUCAUAAGCAAGUUCCAAACUACGAUGGCUUGAAGAAAGAUAUUGAUGUGAUAUUGAAGUCUUACGUUGAAAAGAUGGAAUAUGGUCAUGAAAGAAGUGGGUUAGAAUUAGCCAUGUCAUUAAGUGCACGUGGUAAUUUGUUUUUACAAGAAAAUAAACUAGAUAACAGUUUGUUCUCUCAAUUCCCAGCUAAAUCAGAUGCUGUUGUUGGUGUAGGUUUGAAUAUCAUCUAUACUGUUACUUCAUUGAUUUACCCAUUCAUGCCAGAAACUGCCGAAAAGAUUUAUAAGAUGUUGAAUGCUCCUGCUUUAAAGAUUGAUGAAGAAUUCCAUUUGGCUAUCUUGGAAGGUCACAAUAUUAAUAAAGCUGAAUAUUUAUUCCACCGUAUUGAUGAAAAACAAGUUGAACAAUGGAGAAAUUUGUACGGUGGUAAACAAGUUUAA
Messenger RNA from Naumovozyma dairenensis CBS 421, 2247 nucleotides. It is a transcript of the gene MES1, whose product is annotated as methionine--tRNA ligase MES1. The record is from RefSeq and is a predicted model, not a curated record. The coding region runs from base 1 to 2247 and encodes 748 amino acids. Gene Ontology annotation, biological process: methionyl-tRNA aminoacylation. Gene Ontology annotation, cellular component: cytosol; aminoacyl-tRNA synthetase multienzyme complex. The transcript has a single exon. NCBI's taxonomy places the organism in Eukaryota, Fungi, Ascomycota, Saccharomycetes, Saccharomycetales, Saccharomycetaceae. Gene Ontology annotation, molecular function: methionine-tRNA ligase activity; ATP binding.